GUAAUAGCCCAAAAUAUGUACGCGAGGUAUAAACACAGACCAAGAGUUGUACAGAGUAUAAUGCGACAAAACGAAAGCGGCCGCCUCGUGGUCUUCACUUCCAAUAUGUCGACCGAAUACUUCUCGAAAUUAGUAAGUGAAGAUAAAAAGCAUUAUUCAAAAAAACUCACGCUUGCCAACGGAACACUCCUACGCGACCCUUUUUCACUGAAGGGAGAAGAUUGGAGCGACGAUGUAUCAUUGCUACCCGAUGUUACGCAUAUGGAUUUGUAUGUCUAUCUCAUCCAUACACCCAGUGAAUUUACAAAUGAAUCUUUGAAAGCUUAUAAAUCCUUAGAAGCUUACAACUUUUAUCUUUCUGGGCAUGUUCAAGAUGUUUAUUGCCACCUCUUGAAAGACGUUGAAUUUUGCUACAUUAAAUCCUCCGUACUACCUAGUCAGAGACAAGGACAAAAGCAAAAACUAUAUGAUGUAUGGAUCAUUUUACACACAAGUGGAUGGGUACUUUCAGCAAAUUGUACCUGCGUUGCUGGCCUUGGCUCGGCAUGCAGUCAUGUUGCUGCCCUUUUGUUCAAACUGGUUGCUUGUGCUACAUUGGAGUUAAACAAAAAAGCUUGCACAAGCAAAUUAUGCUCAUGGAAAAAAUCUAGAAAAAGAGCACACCCUGCACCUCUGAAGCACAUAAACUUCAAAAGACCAAAAAAAAGCGAAGUCCUGCCUACUAUAGACGAACCUUUUGAAGGUGAAUUGAAAGGAUUCACAUCAGUGGAUCCCUUGAAAUUCGUAACAGAAGAGGAAAAACAACAGUGGAUUUCACUCAGUCAAAUUGCUCCAGAUGCAGUUGUACUUAAAAAUAUAAGUCUGGAUUUAGGUGAAACAACACACCAUGAUGAUAGCGAAACAGAAACUGCGGAUGAAAAUGAAAAAAACAUUCUUCCUGAACCAUUGACAUACAUAUACGACUCCGCUGCCAUAAAUAAAAAUGAAAUAGAAAUAAAUAACAUUGCUCAAAAAAAUUACAAUCAAUACAAAUCCUCGUGCUUUGAUAUGCAGUUUGAAAACUUGAAAAAAUUCACAGAAGCUCAAAGCCUUAGCGACAAAUGGAUGCUACAUCGAGCUGGGCGAAUAACAGCUUCAGUUUCAAAACUUGCCUUCACUUCAGAUUUGAAAAAAACAAAAACGUUAAUUGAGACCAUCAUGCAAUAUAAAGAGCCUGUUGACGUUGUUGCAACAAGAUAUGGGAAAAGAAUGGAGAAUAGAGCUCGUUCAGUAUAUGAACAACAUGUCAAACAACACCAUGUUGAUCUCCAAGUUGUCACAACUGGACUUCAUAUUGAUCCAAACUUUCCAUAUCUUGCAGCAAGCCCUGAUGGAUUAGUGAAGUGCAAAUGUCAUGGUCAGAGUUUAGUUGAGAUCAAAUGCCCAUUUAAAUAUAAAAAAAGUUUGAAGCUAUGGAGAAACGAUAAAAAUUGUCCCAUUGAUAAAGCUGGGAAAUUCAAAAAAAAUCAUGCUUAUUACUUCCAAGUACAACAUCAAAUGUUAGUAACUAAAAUGAAUUAUUGUGACUUCUUUGUUUUUUCACAAGGAAAGCAAGAAAAUGAUACUUUUCUGAUCAGGGUUACAAAAAAUGAACCAUUUUGUCGGAAACUUCGUGAAAAACUGGCCAUUGUAUUCGAAAAGGUUUUGUUACCAGAGCUUGUCACUCGGAAAAGUGAUCCCAAGUUACUAAAUGAAGAAAAGGUGUAUUGCAUAUGCAGAAGACCAUCCUUCCCACCUAUGAUUGGUUGUGACAAUUUAGGCUCAUGUGACAUAGAAUGGUUCCAUUAUUCUUGUGUGAAGAUAACAAGAGCACCGAAAACUUGGCUAUGUUCUACCUGUCAGAAUAAUAUUAAAAAAAAAUAGUGUGUCACAUUAUAUCAAAGUAAUAUAUGUAAUAUAAUAUAACAAUAUGUUAGUUGUGUGCGAAGUAUCAAAUUCUCUGUAAUAAUAUAUGUUAUAUAAUGCCUUUGUUCAAGUUCACCAAAGCACAUAUAACGAUAAACACAUCGUCCAAUAAAUCUACUUGAGUGAUAGGUAUGGUUGUGUUCAAAAUUUCAAACUUUCUCAAACGUCCAAUAACUCUCUCAAUGUGGAUUCGAACAUUGGCUAUUUUUCGAGAUCGAUCUACAUCCAUUGCUGACAUUUGUUCCUUCCCUCUGGUAAAUUCAGGUAUUUUUAAUACCACGCCUCGUGUUGCCAACUCUUGCUCGAUAAGGAAUCCUCGAUCAGCCAAAACAAGAUCUCCAUUUUCGACUAAAUCCAAAAAACCACUUUUUAUUGUUAUUUCCUUAUCAGAGACUCUACCUCCCCAUCCUUCUGAUAGGAAACUAACACU
Messenger RNA from Hydractinia symbiolongicarpus, 2374 nucleotides. RefSeq lists its product as uncharacterized. Gene Ontology annotation, molecular function: zinc ion binding. The transcript is spliced from 2 exons. NCBI's taxonomy places the organism in Eukaryota, Metazoa, Cnidaria, Hydrozoa, Anthoathecata, Hydractiniidae. Bases 16 to 1902 code for a protein of 628 amino acids. The record is from RefSeq and is a predicted model, not a curated record.